This is a messenger RNA of Vicia faba (fava bean), 312 nucleotides long. NCBI's taxonomy places the organism in Eukaryota, Viridiplantae, Streptophyta, Magnoliopsida, Fabales, Fabaceae. The record is from the annotation of a GenBank genome assembly.
AUGUCUCUCAAAAACCAGCUGCAGAGAAGCCGUAAAGGCUCUCAAACUAUCACUGAAUUUUUAUUUCAGGUGAAAAGAAUAGCUGAUGAACUAGCAGUCUUGGAUGCUACAAUCUCAGAUGACGACAUCACUCUCUAUGUACUCAACGGUCUUGGAUCAGAUUAUCGUGACAUCGCUGCUUCCAUCCGAACUAGAGAACGCUCCUUCACCUUUGAAGAGUUACACAACAAUCUCAUUGCACAUGAAGAAUUCAUGCAGAAAGAAGAUGCACCUGCAGAUGUUACUGUCCCAACAGCAAACUUCUAUCAGUGA